AUGAGACUUACCAGCCUAAUAUUGAUUCGUCAUUCAUUACGGCUGGAUUGUCUUUCGCCUGAAAGUUUGGUUCAGCUAUUAGAACAGCUACUAGACGAUGAGCUCCUGGGAGCUUUUAGUCGGCAGCAUGGAUUUUCAUCACCAGUGGAGAACUAUGAUGGAUUGUACCAGCUGUUAGUUAAGAUCCUUGUCACGCAAAAAUGUCUUGAAAAAUACAUGGAAACCAUCAAUAACACUCAGUUCAGUAAACUACAUAAGUUAUACGAUGUUUUGUCUAAUGAUCCUGGAUAUUCGAUCACGCAGGAGUUCAUUUCCACCAUCAAAACACAGGAUCAACGUGAUACCUUGGGGGUUUCUCUGAUCGACCACCCAGUGACCCAAUUUGGUGACUUGGCGUAUAAGCAAUGUUACUUAUUGGCAAAACACUUAUUUUCUGGGUUAAGAACCAGUCUCUCAGGAUCUCAAAAGCCUAUCAAGUUUUGUAUCCACUCAUCUCCGUACAAGCGCUGUUUGCAAACCACCCUCUAUACCAUAGAAAAUUUGAAAACUCUUAUUGAUCAAGAAAAAAUACAACAACCGGUGGAAUUCAUGAUCAGGAUCGAUAAUUUUCUUAGUGAAUAUUAUUAUAAUGAUUAUUUUUUCAAACUUGCACUGUCGGACAAUAUCCCAUUUUCUGCCAAUGUGAUUACUAAUGAUGGUAAGUGCGACCGUGUUCAAAAUACCCUUGUGGAAUCUAAUGAAUCAUGGCUCUGUAAUGAGUUAAAAAAUCGUGAGAAUAUUAGUUAUGAUAGCAAUUGGGAGAAGAAUAGAUUAGGAGAUUAUGGCUCUUUCAACGAUAAUUUGGAUAACUUCACCACUCGAUGCCUAAAUGGCGCCUGCAAUUUGAUCGAUUAUUAUACUGAAGAAAACCAAGAGGAAUCCUCUGAUACUGUUAAUAUUUGCUUGGUGAUAACCCAUGGAAGCUUAAUAAACAAUUAUUUGAAUAAUUAUGGCAACGCCACUCGCCAAAAAUCACACAAAGAAUAUAAUUUCAUCGACAUACCUCCGAGCUCGUUUAUCCUUUUGGAAAACAAGGCGAAAAUUGCCACAGCGGAAAAUUCCAGUACCAAUAAACAAUGGAAUUUGGAGUAUUCAAAUAUAAAUUUCCCUUGCUUCAGCAAAAUCAACCCCGAUCAUCAAGAUCUGAACUUCAAUUAUGACAAAAUCAUUGAUUUCGACGUUUUCAAGAAUCCUACCAGUUACCCAGAACCAGAAGAUUACGUUUUGGUGGAAAAGAACUCAAGUUCCCAUACCUUGGUUAAUGGACUCGAGGUCCCAGUGGAUGAAUCUAAAAGACAUCGGAAAAACACCAUUUUGACCACCAAUGACCCCAAAGAAAUCAACAAGCCAAUUAAAUACACCAAUGAUGAAGCAACUGAAAAGGCCGAUAAAUUAGCUGAUUCGCUGUUAGCCAUUGGGGGUUAUAAUUUUGCUCAACAGAAUUUGGCCAAUGAGGAUAAUAAUAAUAAUCAAAAUAAUUUUAGAAUGACUAAUGGUGUGGUAUUUGAAAAAUCGGUAUCUCUGCAAACAUCCCUCCAUAACGAUAAUAAUGAUGAUGAGUUUUAUACCAUCAAUCCAAGAAACUUCAAUUUUGACAACGUUAUCAGUACUGCUAAAGACCGCAACCGGAAAAGCGUUGAUCUAUCUUCCAGUAAUAGUUUUUUGAAAAGUAGAUUAUCCUCGUUUAGAUUGAAUUGGAAUCGCACUUCGUCUAUCAGCACUUCUAAAUCGUUCCAAGACCGCGGCGGGCUAAAUCUCAAAGGUCUUCAAGUUGAUGUCAAUAAUAGAAGACGAUCUAAAAGUGCUGCUUUUUAUUUGGGUGGGGAUAGUGAUGAUUCCGAUAGUGAUGGUUCUGAAAGUGAUAAUGAAGCGGAAUUGGAUUAUGCCGAAGAUAACAAGAGUAACCCAGUGUCUCCUACAACCCAGAAGAGUCAAGAAUUACCAACUUCUGUGGAAGUACCAACAAAUUCUAUUCCUUUGAAAAUACCAACUAUUGUUGAAUCUCUGGAUGGGGAUGACAUCAACUUAGUGGUGCCGGGAGCUUCUAAUGAAACAUUAAAGCCACUACCUGCAAAAAAUUAUCCUGGUAGUUCUGCUGAUGAUAAAAUUUCUGCUAGUUUUAAAGAAUUACGGAAAAAUGAUAAGACAUACCGCCCAGAAAUGAUUGUUGAAUCGUCAGAUGACGACUUGGCAGAAAAUUAUUUGGGCCUUGGAAACAAUGACUCGGAGGAUGAAUAUUGCGAAGAUGGCAAUGGAGUAUUCAAUGGAGUAUUUAAGGUCAAAGAUAAUAGAAGUACUGGGGAUAUCAUUGGAUUGCAAAGUGAAGUGGGCAAAAAAGAUCUAGAGCAAUUCAUUGACAGACAAGGUAGAUCGAGAUUCGAGACGAUUAGUUUACCAGUAGAAAAGAAGCUUCAUGGAAGCACCGGCAAUGUCUCGAGUGAUUCAGGAAACGAUACUUCGGAAAUUGUUGAGCCAACUACCCCAAAGUGGGCUAGUGAUCGUGCGGAAUAUUUGUGGGAUAGCAUAGCCUCAAAGACGGUGACUGAUAAAGAUAAUGGUAAGGAUCGUGGUAUCGGUACUAAUGAAUCAUCUUUUGUAGAUUCGGGAGAAAAAGCUACCAAGGACAGUCCAACUAAUCAUAAUAAAAUCAUUUUAAUCAAGAAUACCAAUAGUUAUAAAUCAUUGAACAUUGAGGCGCCGAAUCAUGAAUUGGCGAAAAAACAACUGGAAAAAUCCACGGUACAAAAAACCUCUAUUCUCAAACAAAAGAAUAGAUUGAAGAAAGAAGUUGACAAAGGAAUUCCUAACCAACCGGUAUUCCGGCCAUAUUUCACCAGUCCGAUUUAUGACAAUUUCUUUGAAUCUCUAAAUUCUCAUGGAUCAGGGUUAUUUCCCGAUCCGAAAAUCGGCACCAAAGAGACCGCUGGUAGGAGAACGAGAUCGAAUUCCCGGGCCGUUACUCCUAUUAAUUCGUUGCCAGGGGAUUCCAAAACUACUAGUGUGAAAUCCACUGAUGACUAUUUGGGAUUUACCGAUGACACAUUGUUAGAUGAUCUUUAUGAAGACUCUUUGAUGCAUCCGAGCGUUAAUUGGAAUAAGAAGCUCAAUCAUAAUAGUAUCAAAAAUGCAUUAUUGAUUGAAGAUUUCAAGACCAAGAAGGGGAAAAAACCUCCAUCGGUUACAAGAUACAAGGACCAAGUGUGGGAUAAUAAGGAGGAUAAGAUCAUUUUUGUGUCCAAUUCCAAUAAAACCAGUCGUCAUGAUAUAUUUUGA
This is a messenger RNA of Saccharomycopsis crataegensis, 3312 nucleotides long. RefSeq lists its product as uncharacterized. The transcript has a single exon. The record is from RefSeq and is a predicted model, not a curated record. Bases 1 to 3312 code for a protein of 1103 amino acids. Lineage: Eukaryota; Fungi; Ascomycota; Saccharomycetes; Ascoideales; Saccharomycopsidaceae.